AUGGUAGGGUGUGGGUCGCCCGCUGGGGUGCGCGUCCUGCCCGUGGCAGAGGAGGGGGCCGGGGUUGCUGCUGCCCAGCUCCGAGGGGCUGGAGCCCCGGGGCCCCCCGCCGGAUACCAGCCCCCCCCCAACAGCCGCGUCUUCGCCGCUCCUCACCUGGAUGUCUACAGGGCCAGGUAUUUGGAAGGAAGGUCCCCUCCACCCAUGAGAGGCUUGUUCUGCACCUGCAUCCUUGUCUGGGGCCCUUCGCUGGUGCUGCCAGACCAGAAGGAUGAGAAUCGCAGGGACACUGACAGGACCCAUUGGGGGCUGGCAGAAGCCAACUGUGAGCAUGUCCACAAGGGUUUCUGGCACCGAAUCCAUGCAUCGGUGACAGUCCCCAACAACCAGAAGCAGGGGCAGACCUUAGGCAAAGUGGCUGUUAUCCCCCUCAGGAAGUACUCCCCGGCGGAGGCGGGCCUGGUCCCCGUGCAGGCUCUUCCUGGCUCCCCCACACUUGUCAAGAUCAGCCGCGACCUUCACGUGGCCUUCAUGUUGCCAGAUCCUGAGCCACCCAGGAUCCUGCAACUUCCUGAUUCCGAGCUUCCUUGUGCUUCGGUUUUGGAGCUGGAUGUGGGUCUGCACCACGCACCAUCUGGAACCGUCUCUGGAGAGUCGGGUUGGGAUGCAGAGGAGGCAGAAACCCGGCUCUUUACCUGGGCUGCUUCCCGAGCCCAAGGGGAGGUGUUCUCCAUUGUGGUGUUUGGCUCCAUUGUCAAUGAGGGCUACCUCAACAGCCCCACGGAGGGCGAGGAGUUCUGCAUCUACAACCGCAACCCCAGCGCCUGCAGCUACGGCGUAGCCGUGGGCGUGCUGGCCUUCCUCACCUGCCUGCUCUACCUGGCCCUGGACGUCUACUUCCCGCAGAUCAGCAGCGUGAAGGACCGCAAGAAGGCCGUGCUGUCUGACAUUGGUGUCUCGGCCUUCUGGGCCUUCCUCUGGUUUGUGGGCUUCUGCUACCUGGCCAAUCAGUGGCAGGUGUCCAAGCCCAAGGACAACCCACUGAACGAAGGGACGGACGCAGCCCGGGCCGCCAUCGCCUUCUCCUUCUUCUCCAUCUUCACCUGGGCGGGCCAGGCUGUGCUGGCCUUCCAGCGGUACCAGAUUGGCGCCGACUCGGCGCUCUUCUCCCAGGACUACAUGGACCCCAGCCAGGAUUCCAGCAUGCCUUACGCCCCCUACGCGGAGCCCAGCACCGGGCCGGACCCCGCCGGCACGGGCGGCACCUACCAGCAGCCGGCCAAUGCCUUCGACUCCGAGCCACAGGGCUACCAGUCGCAGGGCUACUGAGCCCCCUGGACCGCCUGCCCCUCCCCAAGCCCCGCCCUGCCCAUCCCUCCUGGUCACCCUGCCCAGCACCUCCUCAGCCUCCACAUUGCAGCGGGGCUGGGGCGGCCCUUGUGGGGGGCGCCCAUGUGUGUGCAAGUGUGUCUGAGGGUGUGCGCCCAGUGGGGGCCCCGAGGGCAGGCGUCAGGGCUGCAUUCAUUCAUGGUGUCCCCGCGCACUCAUUGAGCACCCACUCUGCCAGGCCCGUGCUUGGUCGGGUAGUGAAAGGGGGGUGCAGAGGUGGCCCCGUGGGUCCCAGAGGUAGGAGCGGUGGGACAGAUGGACUGGGUGGAUUGCGGGAAGUCUGGCUGCGCAGGGCUGGGACACAGGGCGAGUGUGAUGUCUGCAGCCCACCCACCCACAGCCUGUGAGUUGCAGCAGGCCUGCAGGGGGGAGGGGGGCGGAGCUGCUUCUGGUUCACAGUUGAGGAAAAGGGUGGCUGAGAGGUCAAGGGCAGUGGGGCAGCAGAGAGCCCAGAGCUGACGGUGCCAGCCCCCCCCCACUCUCCCACCACCCCCAUCAGCAUGACUUGCCUGGGAGGCCCUGGACCCUCUGCCCAGGAGACACCCCGACUCCACGACAAGCCCAGGACCUGUUGUACCCUGGCUGCACCCCACCCUUGGGGUUCACCUCCUAAGCAAGGAGCCGUCCCACAGGUAGCCCACCCAGAGCAGGCCAACCAGGCCUGCCUCUGGGCGAGCUCUCCGAGCCUUGCCCGGCCCUGGUGGUGGUGGGCAGUGUGCUGGGACUGGCCUGGCAUCCAGGAAGUGAAUGAGCGGGAGUUGCUGUCGGGUUUCUUGGUCACCCCGCAGGGGCCCGAUCCCACCCCUGGGACCUCCCAGGACACAGGAGUGAUCUGGAGCAGCCUGGGCAUAGGUCUUGCCCUCCCUGACCUUCCGGAAGGUCCAUGGGGGGUGGGGAGUCCAUGGGUGAGCUGGCACGCCAAGGACAGGGAGAGUGCUGUGCAGAGGGGGGCACGGAGCGAGGCAGCAGGGCAUCCGGAGGCUCAAGCAGGGUGGGGCUGCAGGCAGCAGUCGGGUCUGAGCAGUGGCAGGAAGGGUCCUUGCAUGACGGUGCUGCACCUCUCUUCCUGCGGGUGCAGAGGGCACGCUGGCCGACCCCCUGGGGGGCAGAGCAGAGGGAUGGUGUCCCCACCACCACCCCACAGCCCGCGCAGGACCCCACAGGCAGGUGAUCACUGCUUGCUCCAGCCACCAGGUGCCAGUCGUCCAUCUGGGGAGACCCAGGGUGUGUGGGGCCCAUCUUCCCAGAGCCUGGGGAAGAUGAAUACAGAACAGUGAGGAGGUAUUUCAAGUUGCACUGCAGGUUUACGGCUCCCAGCAAGGACCCUAGGGUGACAAGAGCAGGGAGGAGCAGCCCUGAACAGAGGGGGAAACUGAGGCAUAGAGAACAUUACUGAGCAGUGGAGCCCAGCUCAAGGGCAGCAGUGUUGGAAGAGAACCCAGCCGUCAUUGCUGACUUGCAUUUGUCACAUCUGGGGAAGGGACUCCGUCACAGUCCCCCAGGAGACAGCUUGGGGACAGGCUAUCUGCUAGGCUGAGCAGUGGGCCUGUGCCAGACAGGAGGUGAGGCCGCGGUGCUGCCAGUGUUCCUGGCACCUGAUGGUUCUGUGUAGGUCCCAGAGGGCCGGGGACAACCUAUGGAUCGUGUACUCCCUCCCUAGCCCUC
Messenger RNA from Dipodomys ordii (Ord's kangaroo rat), 3054 nucleotides. RefSeq names its product synaptogyrin 1 (gene Syngr1). Bases 1 to 1329 code for a protein of 442 amino acids. Gene Ontology annotation, cellular component: synaptic vesicle membrane; neuromuscular junction. The transcript has 9 exons. NCBI's taxonomy places the organism in Eukaryota, Metazoa, Chordata, Mammalia, Rodentia, Heteromyidae. The record is from RefSeq and is a predicted model, not a curated record.